Messenger RNA from Octodon degus (degu), 1771 nucleotides. RefSeq names its product chromosome unknown C3orf20 homolog (gene Fam194c). Lineage: Eukaryota; Metazoa; Chordata; Mammalia; Rodentia; Octodontidae. The transcript is spliced from 8 exons. The record is from RefSeq and is a predicted model, not a curated record.
UCCCCAAAAUCUAAAAUACUGAAUAGAAGGCGUAAACAAAUCAAGGUUUUGUUUACCUUAAAGGUGUACCUUUUUUUUUUUUUUGACUUAGGUUAUCAGCAAUGAACUAAUUUAGGAAUUCGGACCUCAGAGAGAUGCUUACAGCAUAGGCUUGUCUCUCGCCCAUGGACCGCGGCCAGCCCUCCCACCCUUGGUGCUCUAAGUAGAGAAGGACGAGUAGAGCCGCCCUCCCUGGCCUUCUGCUGCAGCCUCUCCAUAGAUAAGAACUCCGUCUGUCAUCUCUCAGGACACACUGAGUCUCAUAGCUUGGUCCCUGUCCUCCAAGAUGGUCAGUGCCACCUAGCAACACAUGUGCUCGGGCAGCAUGGGCGACAUCAAGAGUAACCGGGAACUCUACAUCCAGUACCGGGCCACAGCUCCUGAGCUGCUGGCUCACAUCUCUAAGCUCCUCACCCUCUGCCGCCACUCAGGCGUUGCUAUGCCCAAAGGCAUUAUAAACAUCUUCGAGUUUACAUGGGCAGAGCUCAUUGCUGAUGCCGUGGUACCCACUGGGUCCAGCAUCCCAGGCCCAGAGGUCAGCUUCGGAGCCCCACUGGUGGUACAAGCGGAGUCCACCACAGUGCUGACCCAAACAAAGCUGCCUCAGCCUACAAAACUAGCGCCUACAGGGCCCACCAUCACCAGGGCAGCCCGGAACUCAGUGACACCUGCCCGCCAGGCACCUGCAGGGCAGGAGGUGCUGCACAGGUUCCAGCAGCAGUCGGUGCGCCUGCUGACUGAGCUGCUUCGCCUGAAGGAGGCUGCAUCCGAGCUCCCCAUAAACAUCUCAGUCACAGGUUUGAACUCGCCCUAUCAGCUGAUCUACCGGUCUUCUACAAACUGCCUGAGCUUCUCCCUAUCCACAGGGAAGGAAACCAAGAAGAAAGCAGGUAGAUCAAAGAUGCUGGAAGACGCAUACAGCACAUCCCCCUACCUGCGCACAGUGGGCACCUCUCCUGACAACACCAUGGAGUUCAGCGAUCCCUGCCCCAAGGCCCACGAGAAACUGCAGGAGAUGUGUCACCACAUAGAGGCUGAGAAGGCCCUGUGGAAAAGGCGAAACAUCUUCUAUCCCACGUUCUUUUGCAACUACAAGGCAAAGACGCCCUCUCAGCCAGUGUCGGCUGCCAGAGGGGACUUGCAGGGCUCAGGUGCCCAUGCUGUUGCCCACGCCAUGGCACUGACAUCUGCAUUCUGCUCUCACCAGCCUUCUGUCCAGCGGAGCCAGCAUGCACAGGACUGGAAGGCAGCAAAGAAGGCCUCCAAGCUGCACUAUGCCUUCCACUACGGCUCUUCCUCUGUGUAAUAUCCUUUCUCAGUGCCACCUUCAUGCCCAGGAACUCCUGGCUCCUUGGCUGUUAGAGAGGUCUUCAGGGACCUCAGUGAGGGGUUGUGCAUCCUGGGCACAAGAGCGGCAGAUGAAGCCCUAAAUUCAAUUCAGGAAUUUGAUGGCAGUGCCUCCAGUGAGAGCAUGAAGCAGAGAAAAGGCAGGUGCAGCCUCAUGGAGUUCAAGAGUCACCUGUCGUGGGAGGAGAAGUACCAAGGAGGACUGUCCCAGCCACUUCCAUGCAGGUCAGGCCCCAAGGUAGUCCAGAGAGUCAGCAGAGUUGAGAAAGUGACCAAGAUGAGCCUUGCCCUGGCCCAGAUCAAGAAGCGGUUCCAGAAGGCCAUGACUCAGUUUGUGAAUUCUGUGCUACGGGCAGCAUGUAAGACCCAGAGGCUGGAGACCUAG